Gracilinanus agilis (Agile Gracile Mouse Opossum) is the source of this 4200-nucleotide messenger RNA. It is a transcript of the gene PHKG1, whose product is annotated as phosphorylase kinase catalytic subunit gamma 1. Gene Ontology annotation, cellular component: phosphorylase kinase complex. The coding region runs from base 111 to 1274 and encodes 387 amino acids. Gene Ontology annotation, molecular function: phosphorylase kinase activity; ATP binding; calmodulin binding. The record is from RefSeq and is a predicted model, not a curated record. Gene Ontology annotation, biological process: glycogen biosynthetic process; protein phosphorylation. The transcript has 10 exons. Lineage: Eukaryota; Metazoa; Chordata; Mammalia; Didelphimorphia; Didelphidae.
GAAUGUGAAGACUCUUUCUUGUGAUGGUGGGAAUAGGCAGGGUGGUGCCAGUCAGCCAAGACUAAAAGGGGAGUAAAACCUCUUGGCACCACCUUAUUGAAGAAUAGACCAUGACUCGAGAUGAAGGGCUGCCAGACUCCCACUCUGCCCAGGGGUUCUAUGAGAAAUAUGAACCCAAGGAGAUCCUGGGGAGGGGUGUGAGCAGUGUAGUGAGACGCUGUAUCCACAAGCUGACCAGGAAGGAGUAUGCCGUGAAGAUUAUCGAUAUCACUGCUGGCAACCUAAAUCCGGAGGAGAUUCAGGAACUGCGGGAAGCCACCAUCAAGGAGAUCGACAUCUUGCGCAAGGUCUCCGGGCACCCCAACGUCAUCCAGCUGAAGGACACUUACGAGACCAACACUUUCUUCUUCCUGGUGUUUGACCUGAUGAAGAGAGGCGAGCUCUUUGACUACCUCACUGAAAAAGUCACCUUGAGUGAGAAAGAAACCAGGAAGAUCAUGCGAGCCCUGCUAGAGGUUAUCUGCUACCUGCACAAGCUGGACAUUGUACACCGAGACCUGAAGCCAGAAAACAUCCUCCUAGAUGAUGAUAUGAAUAUCAAACUCACUGACUUUGGCUUCUCCUGCCAGCUGGACCCUGGAGAGAAGCUUCGAGAGGUGUGUGGGACUCCAAGUUACUUGGCCCCUGAGAUCCUCGAGUGCUCCAUGAAUGACAGCCACCCUGGUUACGGGAAAGAAGUAGACAUGUGGAGCACAGGUGUGAUCAUGUACACCCUCCUGGCUGGCUCUCCCCCUUUCUGGCACCGCAAGCAGAUGCUGAUGUUAAGAAUGAUCAUGAGUGGCAACUACCAGUUUGGUUCCCCAGAAUGGGAUGACCGAUCAGACACUGUAAAGGACCUUAUCUCUCGCCUCCUGGUCCUGAGCCCGCAGCAACGGUGUACAGCUGAGGAAGCCCUGGCUCACCCCUUUUUCCAGCAAUACGUGGUCCAGGAAGUCCGUCACUUCAGCCCCAGGGGCAAGUUCAAGGUGAUUGCCUUGACUGUGCUCGCCUCCGUCCGAGUCUACUACCAAUACCGGCGCAUGAAGCCAGUGACUCGAGAGAUUGUACUCCGAGACCCCUAUGCGCUGAGACCACUGAGGAAGCUCAUCGACGCCUGUGCCUUCCGCAUCUAUGGCCACUGGGUGAAGAAGGGCCAGCAACAGAACCGGGCUGCGCUCUUCGAGAACACUCCCAAGGCUGUGCUCCUCUCCCUGGUUGAGGAAGAAGGAUUCUGAGUGCCUCUGGAGCCCAAACCCCAGGGCCGUCUGCCACCGGCUGGGUGACUUUGGCUGAGUUACUUGCCUUCUCUGGGCCCUGGAAGUUCCUCGGGGCUCCCUGCUUCUCCCAGGCUUCCCCAGGGAUUUGGAGGUGUGGAGUAGAGCCCAAGGAGGCAAUUGAGUCUUUGCUGAAGGGCACCCACUAGAGAUGCCCCUUGUGCUGGCUUGAAUUUCCUCCUUGUUGAGUCUCACUGUUGGGGAUGGGAAGCAGGAUGUCCCCCUGGCCACUAAUUAGGAGCUCAAUCUCAAGAUGGAGGGCAAGAGCAAAAGGGGGGUCAAGCUGGAAAUGGGAGUCUCAGCCUUCUGCUCAGACCUCUCUGAGAAGCCCAGGCCCUUUGCCCACCUCCGUCCUGCCAGACAGCAUACAGUAAUAGAAAAUGUCCUGGAUUAGGAGUCUGGAAAACUCACUUCUAGUCUAGAUUCUGCUUCUGACUAGUUUUGUGCCCUGGGGCCAGUCACUGCCCAAUUCUGAAUCUCAGCUUUCCUCAACAGCCAAAUGAGGGUUUGACACAAUGGCACUAGGAGUUCCCUGAGAAAAUGUCAGUGCUCCUGCUGUUUCCCUCUUUCAUAUGUGAUAGCCAGAGCUAGAAUAUGAAAUAUGUGUCUGAAAACUAAUAUUACAUAUCAGAAAGAUUAAUUGUUUUUUUUCUUUUUUUGUAAAAAGAGGCUUCAUUUAAUCUGUUCUGCUCUAAAAUGUUCCUGACAUCCUUGGCCACCCCUUUAUUCUCAGAGAAUGUUUCAGAGUCUCAGAUCCUAUUCCUUCCACACAUUGAAACAUUAAUUUUGGGGUUUGACAAUCAAUAUCGAGGCUCAGAUUCGAAAAUUGUUGCUAAAUUAGUUUGAGAAAUUUUGCAUUCUGUGGUAUCCACUGUUCAUCCUAUUUCUGACCACCUGUGAUGAUUGCCCACGGGCUUUCAGAUUCUUUAUCCAAUAGGCAGGUGACCCUGCAGUCAAUAUUGAGGGCUUGGUUUCCUUGAGUUGGUGGUGGUCCUCGUCCCAUAGGCCUGGAUCAAUCAUUGCUCUUCCCACAGAGGACCCGAGUGGGAGUGCUGGUGAGGUGAUAGAUGGGCUAGAAGGAGGGACCGUAGUUGUGGUGGAGGGCGUAGCCCCAUCUGUCCUUGAGGUUCUGUUAGCAGAGAGUUCUGGUAGACCAUAAGGACAGAGGCCACAGUGGUUUCUUGUCUUGUCUCUUGGCAAUUGUUCACCGCUUUCCAAGUAGAGAGUCUGGUUGACAUCAUGGCAGAACCCCAAGUGGUCCAAGGCAGUCUAUAGUAGAACCUCUCUGUCAUCAACUGGGUGAAUGAGUCAGGACCUGGGACAGCACUUCCACACAAACCCUUGAUGUCCCCAUACUCUGAGGCUGAGGGAGGAAAUCAGGAAGGUGAUGGCUUUUUUGAUUUAUCCUCAUCUUGAAGCUCAUCCUAGAGUCAAAGUCGUUUUGAUGAUUUUAUAAACAAAAUUAUAUACUCUUGGGUAAACUACUUCCUUUUGGUGAGCCUUAGUUUCCUCUUUUGUAAAAUGGUGAUGGUGGACGAGGUAAUCUCAAAGUUUCCUUCCAUCCUGAAGAUUCUAAAGUUCACAUGUACCAGAACCAGGGUUUGGUCUAUAAUGGAACAGACCAGACCAGAGAUGACUCCGGCGUAGGCCCUCAUCAUCACUUCAUGCCUCUACCAUUGUGUCAGCUUGCUGGUUGGUAUCUCUGCCUCAACUCUCUUCCCUCUCUAGUCUUCUCCUCUUAGCCAUCAAAUUGCUAGUCUGACAAUGUUAUCAUACUAUUCCCUAAAAGUCAAUGGCUCCCCAUUGCCUCCAGUAUCAAAUAUAAAAUCCUCUCUUUGGCUUAUAAAGUCCCGGGCAAACUGCCUCCUUACCUUUGGAGGACUCUUACACCUUACAUCCCCCUCCUCCACGAACCAGUGACAUCUCUUUGCUCUUCCUGGCUGGCCUAGAACUUCCUUCAUCUUCAUGUCCACCUUCUUGGUUCCCUUAAAGUCUCAGCUAAAGUUCCAUCUUCUGCAAGAAGUCACUUCUGGUCCCCCUCAAUACCGGUGCCUUCCCUCUGUUGAUUAUCUGCAAUUUGCCCUGUACAGUGUGUCCCAAAAGACUUUGAGCAGUUUUAAGCUUCAGUAGUUUAGGACCAAGUUAAGGCUUUUGGGGUACCCCGUGUAUAAACACACCCUUUUUAUUUGGUGGUUUGCAUGUUGACUUCCAAAUUAAAUUGUGAGCUCUUUGAGAACAGGGACUGCCUUUUGACUUUCUUGGUAUCCCCAGAACUUAAACAGUAGGCACUUAAUUAAUUACUAGUUGGAGUCAGGGAGAGGAGAUGUGGGUUUGAAUCCUACUUCCAACACUGACCAGCCUGGAUGAUCGUGGGUAAAAGUUCCUCGUCUUUCUGCAUCUUGGCUUUCUCUAAAGUAGAAUGAUGAUAGCACCCAUAAUUCCUCCCCUUCCAGGCUUGGCAGGAGACUUACAGGAGAGCACAGAUCCAGAGCUAAAAGGGUCCUCUGAGACCAUCUGAUCAGUGGGGUUCUCUAAGUGGGGUCCUCAGACCCCUGAGGUCUUUGAAGUCAAAACUAUUUCCAUACUAAUACUAAGCUGUUAUUUGCCCGUUAAGAUGCUCCUCCCAUGUCAAGCUGUACUUCUGGGAGAAGCCAGAUUUUCUGCACAUCCUUCAAUUGGAAUCACAUACCACAACUUCUUGCAAACACAGUAAGAGUGAAUGAACAGGCAGAUAAGAGAAUCCAGCUGUCCUCGAUGAAGCCAGAUACUAAAGAGAUUUGCAAAAAAAUGUGUAAAACAAUGCCACUCUGCUCGCUAGAUUUUUUUUGUUUCGGAAGAUAGAAUUAUUUUUCAUAAAAAUAUGUUCUGUUAACAUAUAAUGGUUUUC